This is a messenger RNA of Bombus pyrosoma, 1226 nucleotides long. RefSeq names its product 26S proteasome non-ATPase regulatory subunit 7 (gene Rpn8). Lineage: Eukaryota; Metazoa; Arthropoda; Insecta; Hymenoptera; Apidae. The transcript has 4 exons. Gene Ontology annotation, biological process: proteasome-mediated ubiquitin-dependent protein catabolic process. The record is from RefSeq and is a predicted model, not a curated record. Gene Ontology annotation, cellular component: proteasome complex; proteasome regulatory particle. The coding region runs from base 101 to 1063 and encodes 320 amino acids. Gene Ontology annotation, molecular function: metallopeptidase activity; protein binding.
CGUACUUAGAAGGGUCUUUUGUGAAUGGCCAGUGAAUGACUUGGAUGUUGUUUCUGCUGUGGCUACGUUCAUUGGUUAAAGUCAAAGGAAUUGCUCAAAAAUGCCGAGUCAAGAGGUUGUAACUACAAAAGUAGUCGUGCACCCUUUAGUUUUAUUAAGUGUGGUGGAUCAUUUUAAUCGUAUGGGAAAAAUUGGCAAUCAGAAGAGAGUUGUUGGUGUUCUUUUGGGAUGUUGGAGGGCUAAAGGCGUUCUAGACGUGUCAAACAGUUUUGCAGUUCCUUUUGAUGAAGAUGAUAAGGACAAAAGUGUGUGGUUCCUUGAUCAUGAUUAUCUUGAAAACAUGUAUGGAAUGUUUAAAAAGGUCAACGCACGUGAAAAGGUAGUAGGAUGGUAUCAUACUGGGCCCAAAUUACAUCAAAAUGAUGUUGCGAUUAACGAAUUGAUCAGAAGAUAUUGUCCUAAUUCUGUUUUGGUCAUUAUAGACGCUAAACCCAAAGAUCUUGGUCUUCCAACAGAGGCGUAUCAAGCUGUUGAAGAAGUUCACGAUGAUGGUUCCCCGACAUCUAAAACCUUUGAACACAUUCCUAGUGAAAUAGGUGCAGAGGAAGCAGAAGAAGUAGGUGUAGAACAUUUACUAAGAGAUAUUAAGGACACCACAGUUGGUACCCUUAGUCAAAGAAUUACAAAUCAACUACUAGGUUUAAAAGGUCUUCAUGAACAAAUUAGAGAAAUUAGAGAUUAUUUGCUACAAGUUGGUAAUGGAAAAUUACCUAUUAAUCAUCAGAUUGUUUAUCAACUACAAGAUAUUUUUAAUUUACUGCCCGAUAUGACACAAAGUAGCUUUGUUGAUUCAUUAUACGUGAAAACAAAUGAUCAAAUGUUGGUUGUGUAUCUUGCUGCUCUUGUUAGAUCCAUAGUGGCUUUACACAAUUUGAUCAAUAAUAAACUAACCAAUCGCGAUGCUGAGAAAAAAGAAACAGAUAAGAAAGAAGCGAAAAAGGAUGAGAAGAAAGAAGAAGAAAAAAAGGACGAAAAAGAGAAAGCAAAAAAUAAAAGUCAGUGAAUGAAGUGAAACCAAGACUAAUUUGUGUGAUUGAGACUGUUAACAUUGCAGAAGUUCACAAACGUUGCAGAGUUUGUUUAUACAUGUACAGAUGUAUUUUGUGCUUACAAACGAUUGGUAUUUCAAAUUAACACCAAAAUAAAUCGAAUGUCCGAAUGUUAAA